AUGGAGGAUGUGGAAGACAACAUACAUCCUCAGCCAUACACAGAUAAUAUCCCUACAGAAGAUGAGGUUGAGCAGGAUGCAAACAGCAGACAGGGACUCUUCAAAUACUUCAGAGUUGCAAGAAUAGAAUAUCCAAAAUUCAUCCUGCUCGGCGUGAUGCUUGGAAUCGUGGGAUUCAUAUACUCGUUCAUGAGGAUUUUAAAAGACAUGUUUGUAAUGGUAAGGCAGGAGCCAACAACAAUCCUGUUCAUCAAGAUAUUCUAUGUGCUUCCGGUGUCGAUGACCCUGGUGUUCCUCAUCCAAUACGAGCUUGGCUCAAAGACAAUCUCUAGAAUAUUCUCCAUAUUCUGCGGCGGGUUUGCAUCGCUCUUCUUCUUCUACGGCGCUGUCCUUCUGAUCGAGGAGCAUGUCUCGCCCUCAAGAUUCCUUUUCAGAGACAUCUUUGUUGAUGGAAAAAUGUCUUCGAAAGGACUCAACAUCUUCAAGUCGAUGUUCUUGACAAUCAACGAGCCGCUUGCUACACUUGUGUUCAUUACGGCAGAGAUGUGGGGCAGCCUGAUUCUGUCGUAUCUGUUCAUGAGCUUUCUCAACGAGUCGUGCACAAUCAAGCAGUUCUCCAGGUUUAUUCCCUCACUGAUCAUCAUCAUGAAUCUGUCGCUGCUCCUGUCUGCGAUUGCAACAGGCGGGUUCUUUAACCUCAGGAGAAGUUUCACGUUUGAGCAGAACCAGUUUUUCCUCUCAGGUAUUUUCAUUACACAAGGCAUUCUAAUAGUGCUGGUGAUCUUCUUGAAGAGCUAUCUUGAGAAAGUAGUGAUGGCAAGACCGUUGUUUGUUGUUUCCUCAGGAUCAAGAAGGAAGAAGGCAAAGGCAAAUGUCUCGUUUUCAGAGGGGCUUGAAACCAUGUCCCAGUCCAGGCUUCUUCUUGCAAUGUCUCUGAUAGUGCUAUUCUUCAACAUCUCCUACAACAUGAUUGAGUCCACAUUCAAGGCCGGCACAAAGGUUGCUGCUGAAUACUUCAAUGAGGAAAAGGGGCAGUACUCUGGAAAGUUCAAUCAGAUUGACCAGUACAUGACUUCAAUCAUUGUGAUCGCCUUGAAUCUGUCGCCUUUCUCAAGCCUUGUGGAGACAAGCGGCUUUCUGCUGGUAGGGAUGAUAACGCCAAUCAUCACGCUGACGGCUGUGAUUUUCUUCUUUGGGUCUACGAUCUAUAACACGGUUGUUGAAGGAUCCUCGCUUAAAUUCCUGAGCGGGCUUUUCCCUGAUGGAGAGCUGAGGUAUAAGCUUGAGAACUACUCAGGUAUCAUAUUUCUGUCUCUGCUGAAAAUUGCAAAAUACUCGGCAUUCGAUAUAUGCAAAGAAAAACUUGGCAUGAGAAUCAACCCCACAUACAGAGCAAGAUUUAAGAGCGUCUAUGAUGGGAUUUUUGGAAAGGUCGGGAAGUCAGUGGGCUCGAUAUACGGCUUGAUGAUGUUUGAGAUUCUUUCGACAGAGGAUCUCAGGCAAGCAGCCCCAAUCACUGCAGGAAUCGUCUCAGUGUUUGUGGCAAUGUGGAUUAAGUCAAUAGUGUAUCUAUCAGGCUCGUACGAAUCCGCCGUCAAACAGAAUAAGGAUGUGGAUAUCGACAUGGCUGAGACUGAGAAAGAUCAAGUGGCAGAGCCCGAGAAAUCAAAAAUGUAG
Ordospora pajunii is the source of this 1677-nucleotide messenger RNA. Its product is annotated as TLC ATP/ADP transporter. Lineage: Eukaryota; Fungi; Microsporidia; Ordosporidae. The coding region runs from base 1 to 1677 and encodes 558 amino acids. The transcript has a single exon. Gene Ontology annotation, cellular component: membrane. The record is from RefSeq and is a predicted model, not a curated record. Gene Ontology annotation, biological process: nucleotide transport. Gene Ontology annotation, molecular function: ATP:ADP antiporter activity.